UAAUUUGUAAAAUCUGAAUGUAGUAAUACACAACUUUUAUAUUGUUAUCAGCUAUUAAGAUUUCAGAGAAUGGAGGCAGAUUCUACCACGUUUGAAAAUACUACAAAAAAUAAUCAAGAUGAAGAUUUUCUACCUUUUACAGUAUGCCCAGGCAAUUUCAAAGUCUACAAAGAGUUCACAGGCAACAGUGGUGAAAAAAAUUUAGAAACUCAAAUAGUACAAAAACUGCAGAAUAUAGGUCUUCUUCCAAGAACCAUUCAAUGUCCUACAGCUUUACCUGACUGCAAAGUUGUAUCUAAAGCUGCAAGAGUGAUAGACAGGGUGCAGUGGGUGUGUCAAGGUUGUGGAAAGAGGCAGCCGAUACGAUCUGGUUCGUUCUUCAUGAAACUUCAAUGCUCCAUCCUGCAGUCAUUGCAAAUGAUUUUGGCGUGGUGUGAGGAUGCUGAUUGUGAUAUUGCAGCUGAAUACUUCAAGGUAAAGCCAAAAGUAGCAAGUCAAAUAUACGACAGAUUAGAUGAGUUAGCUGUGCUAGAACAGAGCAAGUACGUCCUGGGUGGAGAGAACUCUGUUGUCUUGGCCGAAAUGUAUCCAGAUUGUUUAAACCGACUGUCACCAGAUACAACUGAUCAGCCUCACGUCCAUCGCAUAUUAAUGCUUGCUGAUACAAAUCAUAUUCCUACUCAUUACCAACUAUACGUUUUAAAAGAUGAUUUGAAGAAGAACUCAGUAAGCUGUACAGACAACCAGUCCUUGACAGCUGAGAUAGAAGCGGCUGUGUCACGCGUGACGUCACCACAGUCGAUCGUGGUGAGUGGUAGCAGUGUACCGCAACUGGCAGGCGCAUCUUCCGUGCAACAGUUACUACAGCAUUGCGACCCAGAUAUGCAGUAUUUCUUAAGCUCACGCAUUUGGCGACAAGCGAUAUCCUUGUGCGCAGCGUCACGUGAUUUUUGCACGAGCCCUGACGUGACGAGUGGAGUCGCGUGCGGAGUUAUAGCUCAACGUUACUUGUACGCCGCCCUCUACCGGCUGAAGCACGAUGACGGCUUCUAUCAUCACUUGCUAACAGUCAUCGCAGAAUACUUUACGGACAAGUAAAUAGAUGUAUGGUAACAGUUAUUGUUACGUUCUAAUACCUAGGUAUGAAAAUCGAUUAUGAAAAUAUCGAUAAUAUUUUCCAAUAAAAAUCGGUUACAUUAACCGAUUUCAAUUGUUACACUUACUAUGUGAAAGAAAGUAAGACCACACUAGUUCAGAUGUUCGUGAUUAAUAUAUCAAGCAAAAACGAUUAUUCUAUCAAAUCGAUAUUUUUUGUAGAAUAUCACCUAUAAAAACCUAGAGAUAUUCCUAUAUUAGCGUAUGUUUAACUAAAAGAGUUAAUUAAUUAUUAAGAUAUUAAUUAAUAAGUAGAAAUAUAUUGUGCCUUAUUUAAAUAAACUGUCUUCCGAUGUGCCUUGAAAAUCGAAAUUUUGUUUUUGUUUAGGAAUAUAUCAUUUUUAUUUUAUUAAAGGUUGAUACAGUUGAAAGAAGUUGAAAUUUAUGACAAAUGACAAAAUAAUACAACAUUAUUUUCUCAUAUAUUACGUAAGUUAUUAUUAUUUGUUUUGUUAAUACAGCACAACUUUGUCUUCCUACGAAACAUGUUGGUAUUAUACUAAUAAAUCUCUUGUAAGUAUGUAACUUGUCUUUAACAUGUUAUGUAUUUAUGUGUACUCAAAAUCGUGUAAAACUUACAAACUAUUGUUAAUUAAGAACAUACUUGUAUUAUGGAUAUACGACCUUCUUAGGGUUAUGUUAUAUCAAUGUAAGUUAUAUAUGCAGAUAUUAUUUUGUUUAGAAUAAUUAAUUAUACCUAAGUAUUACUAGACCCCUUCAAAUAGUCAGAAACUCAAUGAAUUAUCUUUUAUUUCUUAAUUGUUAAUUACCGCCUAUAAACGGUGGAUUUGAUUUUUUAUUAAAUUUGAUAACUUUACAUACAAUUUUACCUUUACAAUACAUCUGUACAAUACAGACGAACCCAUACUAAUGAAAACGUAGAGUUAUUUCUAAUUACUCGGUGUUAAAAAAAUAACUGAAACUAAAAAACAAAUCAUAGUAAAAAUUCCUAAAAUGCUUGGCAGGUGUCUUAAACAAUAUUUAAAAUAUGAU
Messenger RNA from Achroia grisella, 2148 nucleotides. RefSeq lists its product as uncharacterized. NCBI's taxonomy places the organism in Eukaryota, Metazoa, Arthropoda, Insecta, Lepidoptera, Pyralidae. The transcript has 7 exons. The record is from RefSeq and is a predicted model, not a curated record. The coding region runs from base 70 to 1098 and encodes 342 amino acids.